UGUGGGUGAGAUAUAGGAGCACAUCUGAGGACUUGAAGGAAAACUUGCUGCCGAGGACAUUUUGAAGGUUUUGUUGGCUGGAAGAGGUGUUUCUGGAAUCCCACUCCUAGAUCUUUCUUGAAGAUUCGAAAAGAAUUAAAUUAGGGCCAUGGGGACACAGAAGGUUACCGCAUCUCUGAUCUUUGCCAUCAGCGUUGCUACAAUAGGCUCUUUCCAGUUUGGCUACAACACUGGAGUCAUCAAUGCUCCUGAGAUGAUCAUAAAGGACUUCCUCAAUUACAGUUUGGAAGAGAGGUUAGAAGACCCUCCCACUGAGAUGUUACUCACGUCUCUCUGGUCCUUGUCUGUGGCCAUCUUCUCCGUUGGUGGUAUGAUUGGCUCCUUUUCCGUUGGACUCUUCGUCAACCGCUUUGGCAGGCGCAAUUCAAUGCUUAUUGCCAACCUGUUGGCUGUCGCUGGUGGCUGCCUUAUGGGGUUCUGCAAAGUAGCGGAGUCAUUUGAAAUGCUGAUUCUGGGCCGAUUGGUUAUUGGCCUCUUCUGCGGCCUCUGUACAGGUUUUGUGCCCAUGUACAUUGGAGAGAUAUCUCCUACUGCCCUACGGGGGGCCUUUGGCACUCUCAACCAGCUGGGCAUCGUCAUCGGGAUUCUGGUGGCCCAGAUCUUUGGUCUGAAAGUCAUCUUGGGAACUGAAAAGCUUUGGCCCCUGCUAUUGGCCUUCACCAUCAUUCCAGCUAUCCUACAAAGUGCGGCCCUUCCGUUUUGCCCCGAAAGUCCUAGAUUCUUGCUCAUUAACAGAAAGGAAGAGGAGGGUACUAAGAAGAUCCUCCAGCGAUUGUGGGGCACUCAGGAUGUGACUCAGGACAUCCAGGAGAUGAAAGAUGAGAGUGUUAGGAUGGCACAGGAAAAGCAAGUCACUGUGCUGGAGCUCUUUAGAGCACCCAACUACCUGCAGCCCAUCAUCAUUGCCAUCAUGCUCCAGCUCUCUCAGCAGCUCUCUGGAAUCAAUGCUGUUUUCUAUUACUCAACAGGAAUCUUCAAAGAUGCAGGUGUUCAGGAGCCAAUUUAUGCCACUAUUGGUGCAGGAGUGGUUAAUACUGUCUUCACUGUAGUUUCUCUAUUCCUGGUGGAUAGGGCAGGGAGGAGGACGCUACACAUGAUAGGCCUUGGAGGGAUGGCUUCUUGUUCUAUCGUCAUGACCGUUUCACUGUUACUAAAGGACGACUAUCAUUGGAUGAGCUUUGUCUGUAUUGGGGCUAUCUUGAUCUUCGUGGCCUUCUUUGAAAUUGGCCCAGGCCCCAUUCCCUGGUUUAUUGUGGCCGAACUCUUCAGCCAGGGACCCCGCCCAGCUGCAGUGGCAGUGGCUGGUUGUUCCAACUGGACCUCCAACUUUCUGGUUGGACUGCUCUUCCCCUCAGCUGCGUUCUAUUUGGGAGCCUACGUUUUUCUUGUCUUCUCCGGCUUCCUUGUUAUCUUCUUGGUCUUCACCUUCUUCAAAGUCCCUGAGACCCGUGGCAGGACUUUUGAGGAAAUUACACGAGCCUUUGAAGGGCAGACCCGGGAGGCCAAUAGAGCUGAGAAAGGCCCCAUGGUGGAGAUGAACAGCAUCCAGCCUGUAAAGGAGACCACCACCAAUGUCUAAGCCAUGCCUGCUUCCCGCCUCCCUCCCAACAUGAAAAAGCAACCUCUCCCUGAAUGAGGGAGAGACCUCAUCAGGUUGUAACCCAGGACUGUUUCUGAAUGCUGCUACUUGAUUCCUUUCUCAUCCCACACACUCCAUGAGCGCUCAGAGGAACCCAAUGCUGAGGUUAGUUGUAUAUUCAAUGGCUUUUUAAACAUUUCAUUUCUUGGACAUUCUCUUCUGUUUAGGAGAGACCAAGUGAACCUACCUUCAUUCCAGGAGGGAUUGGCCACUUGGCAUGUGACAGCUUUGCCAGCUCUUCCUCCCUUAGGUUCUAAUAUUGCCUCAUGAGGGCACAUAAGGGAGUGAGAGUGAGGGUACAAUUCCUCCAACCUCAGACUUACCAGGAAGCAAAUAUACAUGAGUGUGGAGGGCAGAGAAGGAUUAAAUAAGAGCACCUUCCUCCCUUCCAUACAGCUCUGCAGAGCAAAUUAACUUGAGUUUUAUUUAUUUUAUCUUCUGGUUUUACUGCAUAAAUAUUUAUUUUUUUAAGUGUAAAGUAAUUUUACCAAAUAAUGAAAACAUAAGGAAAUUGAGGUUAGAGGGAGGUGCUUAAAGAGAGGUUAUAGGAUGGAAGAUUUGAUACUGGAGAGGUUAAGGUGCAAUUACAAGGGAAGAAUUCAGGGAGAAAUGUAAUGCGUUAUUGGAGGGUAUAUGAUGUGGUGUGUGAGGUUUGCACUUUGCCUCUUAAGAAUUUCUGUCCUUCAAAUGGAAAUUCUCAAGUUUAAUUUCUCAGAAAAGUCAUGUGCCUGUAUAAAGAAGCUAUUGGUUUCCUUUGGAACUUUUUUCUUUGUUUAAGAUUAUAUGUAGUAUUACUUGGAAUCCAGGAUUAUUACUAAGAUGGGCAUUGUCGUUAAUGGUUGAUGGGUUCUAAUUUUGGAUACAGUCCAGAGAAAGGAAGGUUAUUUCUAGAAAUCUUCUCUCCCCUCACUGGACCAGACAACUUCUUUUCCUUGUAGUGGACUCAGUUUUUUUUUUAAGUACUCCUACCACCCAUCUGGUGGCAAAGCCCUCCAAAUGAGCAACCUAAAAUAUUGGUUCUUGGUAGAGGUUUGUUGUUUCU
Molecule: messenger RNA, 2741 nt
Organism: Ceratotherium simum simum (southern white rhinoceros)
Lineage: Eukaryota; Metazoa; Chordata; Mammalia; Perissodactyla; Rhinocerotidae
Gene: SLC2A3
Product: solute carrier family 2 member 3
Biological process (GO): dehydroascorbic acid transport
Cellular component (GO): plasma membrane
Molecular function (GO): D-glucose transmembrane transporter activity
Source: RefSeq, a predicted model, not a curated record